AGUGCGAAUAUCAUACUUCUCUGUAACUUCAUGCCUAUAUAUACAACACACGUAUACUAGUUCAUUUUUCUCACACACAAUUUUAUCACUUCAUCUUUCUCUACAUAAGUACCCUUUCUCGAGGUCAAAACUUUGCCCAAGUUCGAAGCUAAGACGCAACCAAAUUUCAUGCUUACAUAUAUUUGACGUCUUCCUCCAUCCUACAACCUUGUUUUUUUUGUUUAUUGCUGCCUAUUUUGUGGGAUCAACGUAUUUGUAAUUAACUGAUUAAUUAUGGCGGAUACUGGAGGAUUAAUAUAUAGUGUAGAUGACGCUAUAUCGAAGAUGGGGUUUGGAAAAUUACAGUAUAUGGUGUUAGCAUAUGCUGGAAUGGGGUGGAUAUCAGAAGCUAUGGAGAUGAUGAUACUUUCAUUUGUUGGACCAGCAGUUACAUUUGAGUGGAAUCUUACUUCUAAACAGGAAAGUUUGAUCACAACUGUGGUUUUUGCUGGCAUGCUUGUUGGUGCUUAUUCUUGGGGACUUGUUUCUGAUAUCUAUGGAAGAAGGAAAGGUUAUGUGUUUUCGGCAGUAGUAACUUGUGCGGCUGGAUUACUGAGUGCCGCUUCACCAAAUUACGUAGUAUUGUUAAUAUCUCGUUGUUUGGUAGGCGUGGGUCUUGGAGCUGGCCCAGUUCUACUCACCUGGUUUAUAGAGUUUGUACCUGCAUCUAAAAGGGGUAUCUGGAUGGUCCUUUUCCAAGCUUUUUGGACAGUCGGAUCCGUUAGUGAAGCUGCCUUAGCAUGGGUUGUAAUGCCGAAAUUGGGAUGGAGAUGGUUGUUGGGUUUAUCUGUUCUUCCUUCAUUUAUCUUGCUUGUGUUCUAUUUCAUUACUCCAGAGUCGCCAAGAUACUUGUGCUUGAAAGGUAGAAAGAAAGAAGCACUUCAAGUCCUUGAGCAAAUAUCCCGAAUUAAUGGUGAAGAAUUACCUCCUGGUGUUCUUGUUAGUGACAUGGAAAAAGAAGAGAAGAAUAAUAAUAUACUAAAAGGAGUUACAGAUGAAGAAGAAGUUGCUCCUAAAUGGAAGGAUUCAGAAAUGAGCUUAACAAAAUCAGUUUUAGUUCUUCUGUCUCCCAAAUUAGCCCGUACAACUUUACUCCUAUGGUUGGUGUUCUUUGGAAAUGCGUUUGCGUACUAUGGUCUCGUCUUGCUUACAACUCAACUGAACAACAAGAACAAUGCAUGCAAUUCUAAAAAUUCCCCUAGUUCAAAAAGUUCUAAGUUAGAUAUUGAUUAUCGAGAUGUCUUCAUCACUAGUUUUGCUGAACUUCCUGGCCUUGUUAUUGCUGGUAUCUUAAUUGAUAAACUUGGUCGUAAGUAUUCGAUGGCGAUCAUGUUUGUAGCAUGUUCAAUAUUUUUGUUCCCAUUGGUGUCUCAUCGGUCUGGUACGGUUACAACAGUUCUCAUGUUUGGUGCUCGAGCAUCCAUCAUGGGAACCUUCACCAUUGCCUUCAUUUUCGCUCCAGAGAUAUACCCAACAUCAGUAAGAAAUACUGGAUUCGGAACAGCGAGUUCAAUGGCAAGAGUAGGUGGAAUGGUGAGCCCAUAUGUAGCUGUGGCUUUAGUACAAGCUUGCCAUCAGAUGGCGGCAAUCCUAUUAUUUGCAGGAAUGGUGUUAGCUGCUGCAGUAGCUGUUGUACUUAUUCCACAUGAAACAAAGGGGCGUGAGCUUACUGAAAGCAUCAUGAGUAAUAAGAAUGAUAUUAAAUCAAGCAAAGAAGUUUCUCUACAAAAACCAACUAGUUCAAAUCCGAAGGCCAUGACAUAAGAAGUUGCUUUAAACAGACAACUAAUUCGAAUAACGGUUAACGGUUUAAAUUAUCAUGUUUGUUAAUUGAGAUCAAGAUUAUAGAAACAAAAGUGUUGUUUCGUUUUCAAACAUUUUAGGCUAUUUUUCCGGUGUCCAGAUGCAUACGUAAUUACUAAGUGGUUUUAUAUGAUCUUACUAUAUUGUUUAUAUAAGUUUGUAAUGGCGUAUGAUAUACAGUAGCGUUUAGAGCUAUUGCAUUUGAGACCUAUAAACUAGGAAACAAAUGGAGCAGCUCAUGAGCCUACAACUCCUACAUGAAGUUUCUGUACGGUAGGAUUUCUCGUUAUGAUUUAGCCGGUUUGUGAUCGAUUUGUACUUAUUUACCAUUUUUCACAGUUAACUAAUUUUCGGCCUUGGAUGAUCCGGAAGUUAUUGUUUAUACAACGUUUAUGAUAUAAUGUGUGACUUCGAUGGUUGUUUUUCCUUCC
Beta vulgaris subsp. vulgaris (sugar beet) is the source of this 2273-nucleotide messenger RNA. RefSeq names its product organic cation/carnitine transporter 7. Gene Ontology annotation, cellular component: membrane. The record is from RefSeq and is a predicted model, not a curated record. The coding region runs from base 274 to 1803 and encodes 509 amino acids. Gene Ontology annotation, molecular function: transmembrane transporter activity. NCBI's taxonomy places the organism in Eukaryota, Viridiplantae, Streptophyta, Magnoliopsida, Caryophyllales, Amaranthaceae. Gene Ontology annotation, biological process: transmembrane transport. The transcript has 6 exons.